AUGACAAAUCCAUCGUUAUCCCCUUCUACACCAAACGCCACUUCCUUGCCAUCCUCCGCAGCAAAACAAGAGUGGAUUUUUAUUGACGAAUCAAAUACCAUCAAUUCACCUCCUAUUCAACCCUUAAAUCCUCAUCCUGCACCUGAUCCCGAAAUAUUUAAAAAGAUUGUUGUGCCAUUUCCACCAAAGAUAAAUCCACCGGAUCUAAUUCGACGCAAUAAGAAGAACGGUGAACUGCUCUCACGCGCUACCAACAAGUUCUUAAUAUACCGAAAUGAAUUCUCAAAGGAAUUAUCGAAACAAUUGGAAUCUUGUGGUUGCAGUAAGUUGUCAAUGCGCGACGUUUCCCGCAUGGCGGCCAUGGCAUGGAAAAAUGAGCCAAGGAGGGUCAAGAGGAAGUAUGAAGACAUCGCCAGAGAAGUUGAAACGAUUCAUGUGAAAUUAUUAAUAUCAAGUCCCAGCUAUCAGAGUUGGGGCGAAACAUAUUUAAACAAUCAAAACGAUGUCGCCAACAAGAAAGAUAAUGGUUGCACUGGGUCGACAUCAACAAAUGCUUCUGUGAAGUCAUCUUCGGUGCCUGUCUCCGUUCCUUCGGUGGCUACACAGCACCAUCACCACCGUAAUAAUCCUUCGACCAACGUCAGGUACGCACCAUAUAAUCCCGCACUCGCUCCGCAUGCCACGGUUCGUUCUCAGCAACAUGCCAUCACCUCGUCCGCUCAACAGUCUCCAACCACUGAUUCGAAUCCUACCUCGGCUUCCGUUCCCGCUCACGGUGCCAAUCAUCACAACCCCAACAAUCCUCAUUUUCUACAAUACGAAUAUUUCCCACAGCUUGGUCAGGAGGUUCACCACAACACUCCAAGCACACUAAUGAGCAAUUCUCCCUUGAUGCCAAAUUUAAAUUCUUCAUCGUUACCAAGAUUCAGUAACAUAACGUUGGGAUUGCCAAUUUUAUCAACCUCUGAUACAGACGAUUCGGGCAUGUUCAGUAAUGAAUCAUCGAUCGGUAAUUCUUUAAAUAAUUCUCCGGUAAAUUUCUCUUGCGAGUUGCCGGAAUGGCAACAAUACUAA
Molecule: messenger RNA, 1074 nt
Organism: Acaulospora morrowiae
Lineage: Eukaryota; Fungi; Glomeromycota; Glomeromycetes; Diversisporales; Acaulosporaceae
Source: the annotation of a GenBank genome assembly